UCAGCCACUCAUUGCUCAACACGAACCCGAGACCAUGGCAUUCUGAAACUUCUCGGGCCAUGAAGCAUCGUUCAUUGCUUGGUCGUUCUUGAAGGUUCAAGCAUGGCCCAAGCAAGGAUGUACAAGGAAUUGCACUGCUCGUCCAAGCGGCGGCAUGAUGCAAGCUGCGCGGUGUCUUUGGAAACAAUACCAUGUGCGUUCGGGUGAGAGCGUUAAACUUUUCCCACCGCUUUGGUUCGAAAUUCCCUUUCUUGUACGGGAAUUGUUCUUGGAUUUGUCUUGCCUGUCUGUCGGUUAGAGCUUCCAAGUUCCCACCCCAUUCCUAUUUCAUGGGGUCUCGGGGCAAUCUCGUGUAUCUUUGAUUCACUCAUUUCUUCCCACCUUAUGAUCGCCACACCAAGCGAUAUCGCAUUACUUGUCAGGGGGGAUUCGACUUCUCGAACCUCAUAAUGUGGGAUCAACCGACAUCUCUAUAUUCACAUUUGUCUCCAAGUUGGAGAUUCUCGAUGCUUUUUCCUGAAGCCGAGCACAAGUGGCAAAGGGACAGGGCGAUUACGCGUUGCUCGGCAAGACCCGGCAGAACCCGGGGUCGUACAUAAAGAUCAUAAGACGUCCUGUUUACACUACACGUGUACUAAAUUCAUUCAUGAUGCGCAGUUUCACGCGCCACAGAUUCUCUCGCCAGCGGGUUAGCUCCUCAUCAACCAUCGACGACAUGUCUAGCCUCCGACCCUGUUCAAGCACAUCGUCAAGAGGACGGGAUACUGGGUUCCCAGAGCCCUUCAAUGGAGACCGAAACACAACAUUACCACACCCAGAAGCCAAUCUCAGCCCUAAUGCUACCCUCGGCGAGGAGGACAUCUCGACGGAAAGGGCACUAAUGCGGGCUCGGAAUUCGUUCCUAAAAGACCCGACUUCAAGUCCCAACAGCGCCGAAGGGUUCAUGGACAGCAUCAAGAACAUGGAACGUAUGGCUCGCGCGGCAAGAGGUGAUGUCAGCAAAACAACAUCAGACAAUGGCACGACAUGGGUGACAACAUCAACAACAACGACAGCAGCAGCAGCAGCAGCAGCAGCAGCAGCAACAUCACCAGCAAAGGACAGCGAAAGUGUCAUGUCCGCAUCAUCAGGUGGCUCAGGCCCUCGACGACUAGAGACCCCGUUCGUGAACCGUGCACGGCCGCUGUUCUCACCGGAAUCGCCGGAGUCCAGAAGGAGCACAAAGUCGACGGGGAAGAGGGCAUGGUUUGCCAGGAACAUAUUGGGCAGGUCGCCUUGAAUGGCGGGCUCUUGGCUGGGUUGACGAGGCUGUGCGGGUGGCUGAUGUUGCGGUCUAGCCGUGCUUGGCACAAGUCAUCCAGAGGACGAUCGUGAUAUUGUUCGUAUCACUCGGCUAGGGCGGAGUGAUUCACCAAGACGGUAGAGCAAUGUCGAGCGGGGUCGGGCGGGCCGAAAGCUUUAAGAGUCUUUCUGCAUGUUUUCUUGUCUCUUUUAGCGCGGAGUUUUUUUUCCGGGGUUGCAUAACAUCAGGAUUUGGGUUGAAGGAGUGAGGGAAAACGGUAGCAUUGAACAACAACACAUUACAACACAUCACAAAACGACCAGAGACGAAUUUCUUUUGUGUCGAAGCAUUCGAAAGGAGCAAUAUCACUUGGAUUUAUAUCUGUUUAAUUGAUAGGGUAUUGAUUUAAUAAGGUGUGGAGGAACUGUGAGAGUAUCAGCAUGAAGCUGGGCUUUGUGGCGGACCAAGAUUGGAAGAGCAACUUGAGAAUUCUCAACUCGGCCGGUGUCUAGUUGAGGCGACCCCCCUUGUGGGUCUCGUUUGCAGCCAACCUGCGUUUGACUCGCAGGUGCAAAUGUCGAAGGUACACCCCACAAGGUAUAAAAUGUAAUUAAAUAUAUAUAAGCUCAAUACCUUACAAUAUAUAUUUAAUAUAUAUAUUAUAUAUAAAC
This is a messenger RNA of Neurospora crassa OR74A, 1953 nucleotides long. RefSeq lists its product as hypothetical. The transcript has 2 exons. The record is from RefSeq and is a predicted model, not a curated record. Lineage: Eukaryota; Fungi; Ascomycota; Sordariomycetes; Sordariales; Sordariaceae. Bases 647 to 1279 code for a protein of 210 amino acids.